Molecule: messenger RNA, 581 nt
Organism: Malurus melanocephalus (red-backed fairy wren)
Lineage: Eukaryota; Metazoa; Chordata; Aves; Passeriformes; Maluridae
Product: 60S ribosomal protein L10-like
Exons: 4
Biological process (GO): translation; ribosomal large subunit assembly
Cellular component (GO): ribosome; cytosolic large ribosomal subunit
Molecular function (GO): structural constituent of ribosome
Source: RefSeq, a predicted model, not a curated record
AACAAACCCUACCCCAAAUCCCGUUUCUGCCGCGGGGUCCCCGACCCAAAAAUCCGAAUUUUCGAUUUGGGGAGGAAAAAAGCAAAAGUGGACGAGUUCCCCCUGUGYGGUCACAUGGUGUCCGAUGAGUACGAGCAGCUCAGUUCUGAGGGUAAGGAAACUUUUUUUGGGAAGAUUUUGGGGUUUUUGGGAAGAUUUUGGGAUUUUUGGGGAGUCUCUGAAUUGGGUCUGGGGUCUCUCAGGCUGCAGACAGGAAUGCGGGGCGCCUUUGGGAAGCCGCAGGGCACGGUGGCCCGGGUGCACAUCGGGCAGGUGAUCAUGUCCAUCCGCACCAAAGCCCAGAACAAGGAGCACGUGGUGGAGGCGCUGCGCAGGGCCAAGUUCAAAUUCCCGGGGAGACAGAAGAUCCACAUCUCCAAGAAAUGGGGCUUCACCAAGUUCAACGCCGACGCUUUCGAGGAGAUGGUGGCUCAGAAACGUUUGAUCCCCGACGGCUGCGGCGUCAAAUACGUCCCGUCCCGGGGACCCCUGGAGCGCUGGAGGGCUCUGCACGCCUGAAACCCCAAAAAACACCCCAAAAA